Archocentrus centrarchus (flier cichlid) is the source of this 1180-nucleotide messenger RNA. RefSeq lists its product as uncharacterized. Lineage: Eukaryota; Metazoa; Chordata; Actinopteri; Cichliformes; Cichlidae. The coding region runs from base 243 to 1163 and encodes 306 amino acids. The record is from RefSeq and is a predicted model, not a curated record. The transcript is spliced from 2 exons.
UGGAGGACGCACAUCCAUGGGGGGAAUACAUAGAUUUUUAUUUCGAUCUUGGUUUAAACUAUAAAGACAUUACGUCGGUGCUUGGUAGUAGACACGGCUUUCAUAUUAGUGAGAGACAUCUGAAGAGAGUUCUCAGCGCAAGGGGACACACUCGUCGCAAAGCGUACUCUGACCUCGCAGCCUUGGUUGAUUUCAUUAGCAACGAGCUGCAGUACUCUGGACAGCUUCACGGAUACCGAUGGAUGUACGCUAAAUGCAGAGAACAUGGACUACGUGUAAGAAAAGAGGAUGUGCGCUUGGUAUUGAAGGAGAUGGAUCCCCGAGGAGUGGCAUUAAGGCAAGCAAGACGUCUCAGGCGAAGGAACUAUUUUUCCAAAGGACCGAACUUCAUCUGGCACCUGGACUCAUAUGAUAAACUAAAGCCAUAUGGCAUUUGUAUUAAUGCGAGUAUUGAUGGUUUCUCAAGGAAAAUAGUCUGGCUUAAUGCCUAUACAACAAAUAGUAAUCCAAAGGUUAUUGGGGGCUAUUACAUAGAAGCGGUACAGCGUUUAAGGGGCUGCCCUAGAGUUGUGAGGGGCGAUCUUGGAACCGAAAAUGGUCAUGUUAGAGGCUUUCAGCGUUUUCUUGUGCCCGUGAACCCAAAUGACACCCUUGACAGUUACUUGGAGGGAGCAAGUUCUGGCAAUCAAAGAAUUGAAUAUUGGUGGCGUUUUCUUCGCAGCCAGUGUCUGGAGUUUUGGUUGUCCUUGUUUGAAGACAUCAGAAACAAUGGAUACUUUGAUGGUGGAUUUCUGGAAAAAAACCUCCUUCAGUAUUGUUUUAUGGGCCCUAUCCAGGAUGAGCUGGAUGAGACUGCACAGGUUUGGAAUGCACACUCCAUCAGGCCAUCAAAAAACAUCAACAUCCCCAGUGGCCGGCCCAAUGUGAUGUAUACAUUACCUGAGCUCUACAGGACAAGAGACUUCAUUUGCCACGUUGAGGAGGAGCAUGUUGAACUGUGCAAAAAUGAGUGUGUUUUUCGGCAGACCAAACCAUGUGAUCAAGAUGUAUAUGAACUAUGCAGUAUCCUUAUGAGUGAGUCCCAUCGGACUCCACCAACAGACCCAUAUCAGGCUGUGAAUCUGUAUAUGCAUCUAAGAGAGGCCAUCAUGGCAUCACUGUAAAACGUGUGCAGCACAGA